Oikopleura dioica is the source of this 2997-nucleotide messenger RNA. The record is from the annotation of a GenBank genome assembly. Lineage: Eukaryota; Metazoa; Chordata; Appendicularia; Copelata; Oikopleuridae.
AUGUCUCUGAUUGCACCAGAAGCUAAAUCUUCUUCCCAAGAUGCGAGUAGCCAAAUCCGCCGAGCAUACAAGGUCGCCCUCGACGCUGCUCGCCGGAUCAAGGCCGGAAAUGACAAGACCGACAUUUUCACCGUUUCGCAAAAGCAGAUGCGCCAAAAGCUUCGCGACAACAUGCGAAGAUGUAUACUUGCAUCUCCGGAAGAAUACGGCCCCAUGAAAUUGGAAGAGACGGCCUGGAAGUACACCGUUCAUGGAGUCGUUCAAAGGCUCAAGAGAGACUACAAAGGCUCCAAGUCAGAAGCGACUCAACUCAAUAUGCGAAUGUUUUUGGACUGUUCGUACGGAUGGUACAAGAGUUUCAUGUUUCAAUUGCUGGACAAGCUGAAUGAAAAUGGAGGAGCGGAGAACAUUUAUUUCGAUUGGUGGAGUGCCGACAACUACGAUGACGACGACAAGAAAGUCGACGAAAAUGAGGACCAAACUGCUGACAAAAACAAAGUGAAUACAAUUCUGCUUAAUUUAUGUUAUAAGUGUCUUAUGUAUCUUGGUGAUAUUUGCCGUUACGCUUGUGACCUGCUUCCUGGGAUUUAUAGUUCAAAAUUGCCUUACAGAUAUUACAUGCAAGCCCUGCAUCUGUUCCCAAAUCUGGGAAUGCCCUGGAAUCAAGUGGGAACCCUCAUGUCCAACAAAUAUCACGGUGUCUUUUCUCUAUUUUUCUAUCGCCGCUGCCUUCAAUCCGAGAACCCGUAUUCUGAUUCCUUCCAAAAUCUGAAGCGAAUGACCGACCGCGCUAAAAAGAGCUACCAAAUGUACCCGAGAAAUCAAAUGGACAAUCUAUCACUAGAUGCGUCAACGAGUGAGCGAAAACAAGCUGUUUACUGGUUUUGCAUCGUCUUCCUUCAUCUCAACGGAAUGUUCCAUCCCGCUACUUACUGUACCGAGCGCGAGCUCAAUACAGGCUGCCGUCGAAUGCUCGACCUUCUCGAUCUCUGUAUGUACUUCGAUCCUGCCGAUUCUGACGGAGAAGCUGAUCUUGACCCGAACGCAGACAACAAACCAGGCUUUAUCAAAAGAGCAGCAGUAAAUAUCGAAGGCCCUGAUAGCUUGCAAUCGAACUUUUUGGUGGUUGUUUUUGCGACGCUGAUUCAAAAUUUUGACGACCUGAGGAAACAAAAAUCGAAUCGACUCAAAGCUGCGAAUGCUCUGUUCGUCGCUGCAGCUGAUCACGUCGUCAAUCACGCGAUUCAGCAAAUUCUUGAGUGCGUUCGUCUUGAGCCUGUCACUGCAUCGCGCUCUUCCGCAUGUGCUACUCCUGAUUUCCCGGAUGGACCUGACUUUGGCGACUCUGACAAUGACGCCGCUCUAGAAGAAGAGCCUCCUCCAGAACCUGUGGUAAACCGGCCAAAAAAGCCGGUUUCUAAAAGAGUAUCGCCACCAAAAUCGGCUAUGUCGAGAUUUCGCCGUGGAGGACUAGAAGCGGAUCUAUCCGAAGGUGAAUCAGACCUAUCAGAAGUCUCUGAAGAGGAAGAAGACGAGAUUUGUUAUUCAACUGAUUCCGCGGACGACUCGACUUUUUCGCAAGAAAUGGACUCUGACGACGAGCCAAGACCAACCCAAACUGCGCCACUGUUUGCUAGUAGCUCUAGGAAUACGAAUAACAACACAAAUGGACCAAAAGAUGGGCCAGAAACAAUCAUGGAGGAAGAAGAGUCGGAAUCGGCGGAGGCACAAUCUUCUGCAAGCAUUUCUCGGGCUGAUGCGCCAAGAAAAUUGGCUUGCAGCUUCGGGAUUAAAAUCAAUGGAGGUGGCGACACUAGUGGGAACGAUGAACGAAAGAGUGAUUCGGAAGAUAGUAACUCCGAGGAUGACGCAAAUGACGACGAAAUGAUCUUUGAGUUUGAUGAUGGGGUGGAAAAUGAGACUCAUGAAGUAGCGGAAGAGAAAGAAGACCUGAGUGAGACAGAGGAAAACAUCGAGGAUCAGGACGAAGAAGCGGAAGUUGAAACUCUCGACUACGCCCUCAUCGUUGAGCUUUUCAAUAAGUUUCACGGUCUUUCAUCGCUCAAGAUAAUUUGCGACUGGCUUCUUGGGAAUGGCGACAUUAUUGAAGAAUGUGAAGGUUCUCCUCUUUGGUCGAGGCUUGUCAAGCUUUUCAACUCCUUCGACCUUGAACUGCUUCUUGAGGAGAAGAAGAAUGUGAGUGAGACUGCCCUAAAAAUAGCCACUGGCGAUGAGACCUGGAUUCAACCAUUUUCACUUUGGGAAGAUAGAUUUCUCAACGGGAUUCCAAUAAUGUCUGAUUGCCACGAACACGUCGAUUUUAAAACGAAUCCGAAGCUGUCUCACUGGGAAGAAAAUCUACUCAGAUUUUGUUCGAUAAAGAAAUUGCUCAAGAGCUGCGUAGAAAAGUACCCGAAAACGGGGGUGACUUUAGGCGAGGAUGGCCAGUUCGCUGGAAAAGAGGUGAAAGAGGUUGAUGACGAGUUCAACAUCAAGGGAACGUUCUAUGGCGAGAGAGCUGGUUUAGAUCAGAAGAUGCCAGGGACUUAUGUUAUUCCAACUCCAGCAGCUUUAUGCGGUGGCAUUGAUAGUAUCAAAAAGAUAAACCGAAACGAUGAUGUCCACAUGAUUAUCACGAACAUAAUUAUUGAUGGUCUCGACAUGAUGAAGAAAGACUCGAAGGAAGCGCGUGAGGUAACAAGAUGGUUAGACAUCGCCUUCAGUCGAUGCGAAGGAAACUUGAAGAGCAUCCAACAACACGAGCAAAAGAAUCUUCAACGACUUCGUCGAUUUGACUUCACUGGAUGGCUGCUACAUCACCUUGUGAAUCAAGGAAUACGAUUACAACGGCAACGAAAACAUGUGGUGCUACUAAUUGAUUCUGCUAACUCACAGACAACGCCGGAAGUGAAGAAAGCACUUCAAAUGGCAUCAGCGAACAAUCUGCAAAUCCAAACCGUAGAAGAAUUCGUUCGGUUUCUCGAUAGAAAUGAUUGA